GUGCACACUGUAGAGUCGCUAAAUAGCGAGCCUGCUGAUGUCAUCGGGAGUAGCUCAAUUGGAAAUAAAAGAUAUUCCUUUAAAUCAUCUUCACUAGAUCUCUUGAGAGGCAGCGUGUGUGGUUCACUGGCGGAACAUUUUGCAGACGGAGCAAUCAUGUCAGAAUACAGCUCUUUGCUGAAAGAUCUUUGCGAGAACAUCACUAACGAGGAUCUGGAGCAGCUGAAGUCAGCCUGCAAGGAGGACAUCCCUGAUGACCAGAGCAACUCCAUCACCUCUUCCAAAGAGUGGUUCAGUUACCUGGAAAAAAAUGAUAAGCUAGCUCAAGAUAACCUUUCCUACAUUGAGCGCAUCUUUGAGAUCUCGCGGAGGCCUGAUCUUUUGACCCGGGUCAUCGAGUACCGUACAACAGUGCUGAAGAUCUCAGAAGAUGAUGAAAUUGACACCAAACUCACACGAAUCCCAUCGGCCAAGAAGUACAAGGAUAUCAUUCGCCAACCUUCAGAAGAUGAGAUUAUCAAGUUGGCCCCUCCUCCUAAGAAAGUCUAAAGUUGAAGUUUGUGACCUUUCUUCUUUGUCCAUGACAUUCCACCUUGUCAAAUCGUCUUCGGCUCCCAUCUCUAAACCCUGCCUUGUCCCACUCGCUCAUCACAAGCUGCCACCCGACCUGUUAAACAGCCAAUUGAAUAGACAGAUGCUUCAAAUCCACACUCUGAACCCUGGAGGCUCGAGAAGUUUAGAAAUCCGGAAGAAGGUGAAAGAAGGAGUAAGAAGGAAAGAUGGAAUGGACCAAAAGUUAGUGUUUGCCAUGAGUAUCGCUGAGAUUGUGUUUUCCUGCUAUGGGAAAUUGUUCUGUGAGUAUGUAAGCUCGUGUGUAUAAAUCGAAGAGGAUUUUAACUCUGACCAUAGAAAUGUUGAAUGCAACAGUGUAGUCCAGCCGGUGUAACCGAGACCUCUUCACAUAUCUUAUAUGGUGAUAAAUCUUCCAGUCUGUUCCUUUUUAGUCUAUGCUACUCUAA
This is a messenger RNA of Tachysurus fulvidraco (yellow catfish), 1019 nucleotides long. RefSeq names its product astrocytic phosphoprotein PEA-15. Gene Ontology annotation, molecular function: protein binding. NCBI's taxonomy places the organism in Eukaryota, Metazoa, Chordata, Actinopteri, Siluriformes, Bagridae. Gene Ontology annotation, biological process: MAPK cascade; regulation of apoptotic process. The transcript is spliced from 4 exons. The record is from RefSeq and is a predicted model, not a curated record. The coding region runs from base 157 to 549 and encodes 130 amino acids.